Molecule: messenger RNA, 811 nt
Organism: Cantharellus anzutake
Lineage: Eukaryota; Fungi; Basidiomycota; Agaricomycetes; Cantharellales; Hydnaceae
Exons: 1
Coding region: 226-579 (117 amino acids)
Source: RefSeq, a predicted model, not a curated record
UGUGAUUGACUCUGGAUCCCCGCGAGCUUGAGCUCGUGGCUCACAGGUUUUCGGCACAAUACUUGCUCCUCUGGUUCAGGGUUUCCCGCAUCUUUCUUCCGAGCUGAGUGCGGGGUAUGAAUCACUUUCUGAAGAUUGAGUCACGCUCGUGACGCGCUACCGACAACAAUAACAGCUCAUCGCGCCUAUUCGUUCUUCCCCUCUAGGUUGUUGUCUUGAGUCACUAUGUCAGCAACGACUUCAACAGCUACCGGGAUCUGCACAUUCAUUCCAGACUCUAGCGUGAAGGACCCAGGGGCGUGCAGUGGAAGCGGGAUUGCCGCGUUACAUUCACAUAAUGGAGGACCUUUGCAUUCACAUGAGCAUGGGCAUUCUUAUUCUCAUGGGGACCCAUUUGACCCCAUUGAGCAUGGCCAUACGCAUGAGCAUUUGGAACAUGCAGGUGAGGUCACUACUUCUGUUUUUUGUGCUUUCUUUUGCACCAUCAGUAAAGUUGCGCGGCAGUUGAAUGCGUGCUUCUUGCCGCCAGUGGCGUCGUAUUAUAUUAGUGCAGCAUAUGGACGCAUUCAUGUUUUUUGACAUAUCACUACUCGGCUUCCUUAUACCUCUUGUGUGCACACACUAUUGACACUCCUGAUCGCCUUGUCCCUAAUCAUGGCAGGAAAGUUUGCAGAAAGAGACCUGCCAGAUUGGUCUGGUAGGGAUUUCAAGGAUCGUGGCUUUACGGUUGGGAUCGGAGGGUGAGUUGAUUGUAUGCGCAACCCGAAAUCUCCCACUCGUCCUUCCAGUUCUUCCCUUCACAAGUUCAUCG